This is a messenger RNA of Xenia sp. Carnegie-2017, 1616 nucleotides long. RefSeq lists its product as uncharacterized. The coding region runs from base 501 to 1409 and encodes 302 amino acids. The record is from RefSeq and is a predicted model, not a curated record. The transcript is spliced from 2 exons. NCBI's taxonomy places the organism in Eukaryota, Metazoa, Cnidaria, Anthozoa, Malacalcyonacea, Xeniidae.
CACUUGGAGGAGCAAAUUAUAGCAAAUUUUGGAGGGACCAUCAGGCUGAUAAUCAAUAAUCGGAUUUAGCGGACACGACGUUAGAGGUCUGGUGGCGACCCUGACGCGCGCUAGCGUUUCUCUUUCGUUUCUCAAGGCUUGCACGAAAGUGUACGCUACACCAAAGCACUUUAAUCUGCGAUUUGUAGAUACAUAUAUACAAAUAGGACCAGUUAUUCUUUAGUUGAAGUAAGUAAACAGUUCAAUUUAACGUUUGAAUGUAAUUUUGUAAAUUUUGAUGAAUAUAUACGUCAAUAUGGGUCGUCGUUCCGAUAUUAAAAGCGAAAGCGAUGAAAUAUGUACUCUGUACAAGUCUUUGUAAAUGCAACUUUGUUCAACUUAGUUUAAUUGUGACAGUUUUCAAAAUUUAAAGCAAAUUAUGUUACGACGUCGUCAAUAACUUCACAUAUCAGCCCUGAAAAACACAUUGACGAACAAACAUCUCAGUAUUACUUAUUAGAAUGCCUCCUUGUUUGUCAAAAAUUUUACACAGAGAAACUUAUCCUCUAUCGGCUAUCCUUUCGAACCUUGACGACCAAUCAUGCAUUUUUGAGACCUGCAUUAAGAAAAUUAUCAAGACUAAUAUAUUUACUUAUGAUGAGCUCAAUUUAUCUUUUCCUUAUAAUGACCAACCUGUUAAUAAAUGGUUCACGAAGGAUUUACCACCCAUCAAAGAAGCUGACACUGCUCGCCAAGUAAAAAUCAUCAAUACUCCUACUGAAGAGGAGGCAAUCUGUGAAAUCGAAGCCGAGAUAUUGAGGAGGCAGAAAGACCAGAAUACAGAGUUGUAUUUUCAUGGUACUAAACAUGAGUAUGCCGUAGAUAUACUUGAGAAUGGUAUUGAUUUAUUUAAAGUUAAACCAAACCGCGACUUUUCCAAUGAUGACGGUGGGUUCUACUUAGCAAAUGAUUAUAAAUAUUCCUUAGAGGAAUAUUCUAUAGUGCACGAUAAGCCAGCUAUUCUAUUUUUCAAUAUGCAUCCCAAAAACAUAAAAGAUUUCAAAGAAUAUGACUUAUGUGGUAAAAAUAAUGAAGACGAAUGUAAUAUAGUUAAUAAUUACUAUAGACAUGGGAAAAAAGACAAAGUAAGUAGACAUGAGAAAAAAGACAAAGUAAGUAGAGAGAUAAUAUCGAAAUUGAAAAAAUGCCAUUUUAUCAAAGGCCCCGUCACAGAUGAUAGAGCUGGUUCGAAGGAUGGUAAAUAUGAGAACUUGCUGCAGAUUUGUAUAAAGAAAAAAAUAAUGGCUGAGGCAAUGAGUGGCAAUCCUUCAUUGGUUGGUGCAGUUUUUAUAAAACCUAAAGAGAAGAAAGAAGAGAAGUCAAAGAACAAAAAAGGCGUGACAAAAAAAAAUAAAUCCAGUUUUAAGUGAAGAAUCAUUGGUUGUGUCUCUUCUCUUGUUAUUUAUAUGUCAACAUUACCGCUCUUUAAUUGUAUCUUAUGCUAUGAACGUCAUUCCAAUGAUAGAAUUAUUUAAGAAAUAGCCUGCAGUAAUAAUUGUUUAAUAAAUGAAUAAUUACAUACAUUUGUGUACUCAGAAGCAUUUCGCUUGUCUAAUUAUAAUCCAAAAUGAAACAGA